Molecule: messenger RNA, 2271 nt
Organism: Venustampulla echinocandica
Lineage: Eukaryota; Fungi; Ascomycota; Leotiomycetes; Helotiales; Pleuroascaceae
Product: SurE-like protein
Exons: 4
Coding region: 1-2271 (756 amino acids)
Biological process (GO): protein modification process
Cellular component (GO): P-body
Molecular function (GO): hydrolase activity
Source: RefSeq, a predicted model, not a curated record
AUGCAUAUACUUGUAGUCAACGACGACGGUCCUCCUUCAAACCAAUCAUCUCCAUACGUCCACUCUCUCAUACAGGCUCUCCAGGGAGCAGGACAUAUUGUGUCAGUGGUCCUACCACAUACGCAACGGUCAUGGAUCGGGAAAGCACAUAUGGUGGGGCAAACGGUCAAGCCAACAUACUACCGUCCAGGAACCCUUCAUAAAGACGACGGAACCACCCACCACAGGCCCUUACCAGCAGGCUCAACGAAGCAAGAAGAAUGGGUAUUAGUAGAUGGGACGCCAGCAAGCUGUGUGCAAAUCGGACUCUACCACUACUUUCACGACCGUGGACCAAUUGACCUUGUUGUCAGUGGGCCAAAUUACGGAAGAAAUUCCACGGCGGUGUUCAGUUUGAGCAGUGGGACUUUAGGAGGGGCGCUUGAAGCAGCUGUCUGUAAACGCAAGGCGAUCGCGCUGAGUUAUGCGUUCUUCUCAAUGGAGCAUCCUAAGAAUCCAGACUCGGCUCAUGACCCGGAAAUUAUUGCGAACGCAUCCAAACUGUCCAUAAAGCUUAUCGAGCAUCUAUAUAAUAACUGGGGCGAAGAUGUCGAUUUAUACACCAUUAAUGUACCGUUGGUCGAGGGGGUGGAGAGUAGGAAGGUUAUGUGGACAAAUAUGCUGCAGAAUUAUUGGGGUCCUGGAAGCUGUUUCAAGGAGGUUGAAGACAAGGAUGGAAAUGCCGAUGACGAGGAGCAAAGAAUACGACAAGGAGAAGGGGAGGAGGAGAUUAAUGGGGAGACCGAAGAGAAGACUGUUACGAGACAUACGCAUAAGCUUUUCAAGUGGGCACCCAGGUUUACCGAUGUGUACAACAUCACCCCAUUAAAAGCAAACUUUAUGCAUGCGGCGGCCCAAAUAGAGGGGGAGUUGAAGUUGCCAUUAGAAGAUAUAAAAAAUCUAGCUACAUUAUCCCUCAAGCCUUCGGAUACCAAACAUAUUUACGCCGUCAUCAAUUAUGAGGAUGAGUACGUCCAACCGUUAAUUCUCGCAGCCCUUAAGUCACGCCUACCAAAGGAUUCAUACACACUGAUAUCCUCAAUAUCCGAACUGCCAGAACCAGGUGCCCCCUUCCUUCAAAUAGGGGAUUAUGAAUCCCUCCCCUUCGAUCAUGUCAUGGCCCAUCCAUCAAUGUCGUUGGUCAACUCCUAUAUCAUCCGCAAAGCCUUGAUUCGAAAGCACUACCUCAGCACUACUGCGUAUAACUGGACUGUGAAACAUCCUUCCUCCAUCCUGUCCACGAAUAUCAAGCCAUCUUGUGACUUCGAGCUUGACUAUGCCGAGUUCCUUGACGAUGCUCUGGUAGAAGCUUGGGAACUAAAGGAAAGUUUCCAGAAGAAUGAGGGGAAGGAACCAAAUGAGAGGGAGUGGUGGAUUCUGAAGCCAGGUAUGAGUGAUCGCGGACAAGGGAUCCGGCUAUUCAGCACAGAGGAAGAACUACAGUCCAUCUUUGAGGAAUGGGAGGCUGCGCAACCUGAUUCUGACGACGAGGACGAGGACGAAGAACAAGACGAUGAUAUUUCAUCGAGCAAUGCAGUCAAAGACGCCUCCGCAGGUGAUGACUACAUCAUGACAUCCCACCUUCGCCACUUCAUCGCACAGCCGUACAUCGAUCCACCCCUCCUACUUCCAGGUGCUUCUGGUGCGCCAACCAAAUUCCAUAUCAGGACGUACGUCGUCGCCGUGGGCAGUCUGAAAAUCUACGUCUACAAGCCGAUGCUUGCCCUCUUCGCCUCAACGCCAUAUUCUCCCCCAUGGACCGCUUCUUCUAGUACAGAUCUCUUCGCCCACCUGACAAACACCUGUCUACAACCCUCAUCUGCUUCUUCAAAUGCCUACAACCCUGUGUCUGAAUUCUGGUCCAUUCCGAACUCCUCGCUUCCUCAAUCUACCAAAGACAGCAUUUUCACCCAAAUCUGUGAGACAACAUCUGAACUAUUCACUGCGGCUUCCCAAACUAUGAUGAUACAUUUCCAAACACUACCUAAUGCGUUUGAGGUCUACGGCGUGGAUUUCCUGGUCGACGAAAAGGGGACUGCGUUUUUAUUAGAGGUUAAUGCUUACCCGGAUUUCCAACAAACGGGGGAUGAAUUGAGAGGGCUUGUAGGUGGGCUCUGGGAAGACGUUGUAAGAGUUGCUGUGGGAGACUUUUUCUUUGGGGAUGAGGUGGAGGGGAAGGAAGGUGAAGAGAGCUUGAUUUUGGUUGGGGAGGUGGCGCUUGGAAGGAGAUAG